Bemisia tabaci is the source of this 411-nucleotide messenger RNA. The record is from RefSeq and is a predicted model, not a curated record. Lineage: Eukaryota; Metazoa; Arthropoda; Insecta; Hemiptera; Aleyrodidae.
UAUUGAUUGCAAUUCUCACUCUUACAGGAAAUGAGAGAUGCUGCAGGCGAAGAAGAGGAAGAGUUAGCGAGGGAGAUGGCCGAAGCCUUUUUGACUGAAGACCUACCGGAAAAUAUUUUUGGUGCACCCAAGGCAGGCAGCGGUAUGUGGGCCUCCUUAGUGCGGAUAUUGGAUCCAGUUGAAGGAAAAACGGAGCAAGUAAUCAGAUUUGCUCAGAAUGAGGCUGUUGUUAGUAUUGCCCUGUGUAAAUUUAGUGUAAGCGGAGACCAGCAGUAUGUUGUACUGGGAGUUGCCAAAGAUUUACAAUUGAAUCCUCGGCAGUGUGAUAGCGGCUUCCUCUACACUUACAGGUUAGUUCUCGUCCUAUUCAGUGCUCUAUUGUCUUCACAUUUGAAACAAAUGUCUGAUUAG